Quercus lobata is the source of this 2957-nucleotide messenger RNA. Its product is annotated as P-loop NTPase domain-containing protein LPA1 homolog 1-like. The transcript is spliced from 7 exons. The record is from RefSeq and is a predicted model, not a curated record. The coding region runs from base 599 to 2734 and encodes 711 amino acids. Lineage: Eukaryota; Viridiplantae; Streptophyta; Magnoliopsida; Fagales; Fagaceae.
AGUCGCAAGCAGUAGUAGUAGUCGUGGAGAGUCGGUCCUAGCGAUGCGUGGAACGCAGGUCACAGGAAGUGUGACCAAAAAACAAAAACAAAAACAAAAAACAAAAAACAAAAACAAAAACAAAUCAUAAAAUGGCAUUCCCCAGAAACUUCAGAUUGUGUUCUUUUUCUCGCGACACCAAUCCCUCCCCUUAUUCUCCACUUCUUUAAUUUUUUUAAUUCUUUGCGCCUUUUAAAUUCUAAACCCCCCCUUCCCCACCGUUUCCUUAUUUACCUCCCCCUCUCUCUCUCUCUCUCUCUCUCUCUCUGUCUUUCUUUCUUCUCUCAGCUUUUGAUCUUCUCUCCGAGUUCAUCAGCAUUGCUCGCAAAUUUUCCUUUCUCAUAUUCCUUGAUUCAUGUUUAAAACGUGUGUUAUAAUUUUCAAUACCAUAACCAACCAAAAACUUUCUGUUUUUUAAUUUUUUAAUUUUUUUUUUUUUUGUGUGUUUUGCGUUUUGCUUUGAUUUAAUGUGUGAUAUUUUCAAUAUACUUGUAUAAAUAGGAAAACAGAUUUUAGUUAUUAAAAAAGCGGUAGAGAGAGAGAGAGAGAGAGAGAGGAAAUGGGAGAGGUGGUGAAGGUGCUGUACAUAGUGGUGGUGGAUCAAGAUGAAGAAGACAAAGGGAAAGAGUCGUUUAGAUACACGCGUCCGGUUCUGCAGAGUACUCUGCAGCUCAUGGGAUGUAAAGCUCGACACGCUUUCAAGAUAAGCCAAAGAGUGUUUGAAAUGAUUAAAAGUGAAAUCCCAAUUGAUGCUUUGCUUCCAGAGGAAACAAGUAUGUCAAGAUUGGAUGCUUUAGUAGGUUCUGAGAAGGUAGAUGGUUGUCCUACCACUGGUUGCUUGGAUAAAACUGAGGUAGGCAACCAUUUGGAUGCAGGGAAAGAUGGUAGAAGUAAUAGCAUACCAUUUCAAUUGUACAAAAGGCGGACGACAAUAGUUGUCAGAAGAGAAAGUUUCCUCGAUGUUGUUUGUGAUGCUCUGGCUGAGUAUAAGUAUGUGGGCCCCAACCAGAGGGCUGAUUUGAUUUUGGCAUGCAGAAUUCGAGAAAGGAAGGAAUCUAUAACUGUACUGUUGUGUGGAACUAGUGGCUGUGGCAAGUCUACUUUGUCUGCAUUGCUGGGUAGCAGGUUGGGAAUCACUACAGUGGUAUCAACUGACUCUAUCCGCCAUAUGAUGAGAAGUUUUGUAGAUGAGAAGCAAAACCCUCUACUCUGGGCUUCAACCUACCAUGCAGGGGAGUUUUUGGAUCCUGUGGCCGUUGCAGAAGCAAAGGCCAAAAAGAAAGCAAAAAAGUUGGCAGGCAUUUCACACUCACUUCCAAAGGAUGAUCUACCUGACGGUAUGACAACUGGGAAAUCUGAUACUCAAUCAUCUGAGGUGGGUUCUAGUACAACUGAAUUGAUCAGUCCAAAGCAGAUGGCUGUUGAAGGAUUUAAGGCACAAAGUGAGAUGGUAAUUGAUAGUCUUGAUCGUCUGAUCACUGCAUGGGAAGAGCGAAAAGAAUCAGUUGUUGUUGAGGGUGUUCACCUGAGCCUUAAUUUUGUGAUGGGGCUUAUGAAAAAACAUCCUUCUAUCAUACCAUUCAUGAUAUACAUCACAAAUGAGGACAAACACUUGGAAAGAUUUGCAGUCCGUGCUAAGUAUAUGACACUGGACCCAGCAAAAAACAAGUAUGUGAAAUACAUUCGAAACAUCAGAACAAUCCAAGAAUAUCUAUGCAAGCGGGCUGACAAGCAUCUUGUCCCCAAAAUAAACAAUACCAAUGUUGAUAGGAGUGUAGCAGCCAUCCAUGCUACAGUCUUCAGCUGCCUUCGUAGGCGUGAGGCAGGGGAACAGCUUUAUGAUCCUACCACAAACACUGUAACUGUUAUAGAUGAGGAGUACCGGAUCCAGUGUGCUGCCAAUUCAUUGAGUUCCAAGGGAAUGUUUCAACUGCUUCAGAGGAAAGGUUCCUCCAGGCAUCUCAUGGCUCUUGUCAAUACUGAUGGAUCUGUUGCAAAGGCUUGGCCUGUUGAUUCAGUUGAUAGUAAUGGGAAGCCUAUUUUGGGCCAUGGGACUCAGAUUGGUAAGGCGGAACCAGUUAAUCUUCAGUUUGGUCUCUAUGGGAUCAGUGCCUGGCCCUGUGGUGGUGCCACUAGCCGUGCUGGAAGUGUUGAUGAGUCAAGGGCUGAUGGGACUGAUACUGGUAGUAAAUAUUUCUCUUCUUGCUGCAGUUCACCAAGAAUGUCUGAUACGCCUUCCAAGGAGCUCAAGGAGGAACUUUCAGUGCAUGGAAGUGAUGAAGAGGUUGAUGACCCACCUGAGGUGGGUAGUGACGAUGAUCUCAGUGAUGAUGUUGACAAAUUGGUCGAUGAAGAGAUUGGCUCUGUUGAUGAGGAGUCUACAAAGUCGGACGAAGAGUAUGAUGAUCUGGCAAUGCAGGACAUGCAGGAGAACGGCUACUGGUCAGAUGAUGAUGAGGAGGCCAAAGAUAAGGUCAUGCCUGGUUCUAGGGACCGAAACCUGGACAAUUUCCAUAGAACUAAAAGUGAAACUUUAUCAGAGCCAUGCUCCUACUCCUCUAUUCUCUUGGAGAAGAAUGAGAGGAGAAAGCCUAGCAAUGGCAAAAUGAGAAGACGCUCCCUCAGCAUUCCAGCAUUUAGAAAGCAUGGGGCGUUUAUGGAUGGUCCUAUUCUUUCUGCUACUCCUAAGGGGUAGUGGAAAAUUUUUGUCUCAGUUUUUAGUGUAUUUCCUUUGCAUUAACCGUUUUCCCUUUCUAGCUUCUUCUUCUUCUUUUUGUCCUUACUAAGAGUAUGUAGCCAUGUAAAUAGUAUAGCUUGUUACGGUUGAAUGAUUUUGAGCUCUCUUUAAGUGUUUUUUUGGUUUUUUGUAAAUGCAAGUGUUCAAUCUAUAUGAAUGUAGAAGCGACCCAUUAAUCCAA